AUGAACGAAACAGAGCUCGUUGAAGCGUUUAAAACCCAGACAAGGACGGAUCCCGAUGUUGCUUCUGCUGUGGCUGCCAUCCGUGUCUUGCUGGAGUUCUUAAAGAGGGACAAAGGUGAGACAAUUCAAGGGCUGAGAGCAAAUCUCAAAAAUGCAAUAGAAACACUCUCUGGAGUAGAUUCUUCAGUGGCUGUCUCUUCUGGAGGGGAACUCUUUUUAAGAUUCAUCAGCCUCACCUCUUUGGAGAACCCAGACUAUUCCAAAUGUAAAGAGAUCAUGAUUGAACGAGGCGAACUUUUUCUCCGGAGGAUAUCUCUUUCCAGAAAUAAAAUUGCCCAACUUUGUCGUACCUUUAUCAAAGAUGGUGGGAGAAUAUUAACACAUGCUUACUCAAAAGUAGUCCUGAAAGUGCUGGAAGAUGCAGCUAAAGCUAAGAAACGUUUUAGCGUCUACAUCACUGAAUCGCAGCCGGAUCAAGCAGGGCAACAGAUGGCAAAGGCCCUCUCUAAGCUUGGUAUUCCUGUGACCAUAAUACUGGAUGCUGCCGUUGGCUACAUCAUGGAGACGGUUGACCUGGUAGUAGUUGGAGCAGAAGGAGUCGUAGAAAACGGAGGCAUCAUUAACAAGAUCGGGACCAAUCAAAUGGCCGUGUGUGCCAAGGCCCAGAACAAGCCCUUCUACGUGGUUGCUGAAAGCUUCAAGUUCGUAAGACUUUUCCCGCUGAACCAACAGGAUGUCCCUGAUAAGUUUAAGUACAAAGCAGACACGCUCAAGAAAAGCGAGGAUCUAACGGAGGAGCAUCCCUGCGUGGACUACACCUCCCCGUCUCUGAUCACCCUCCUCUUCACUGAUCUCGGGGUCCUGACCCCGUCUGCCGUGAGUGACGAACUCAUUAAACUCUAUCUGUGAA
This is a messenger RNA of Euleptes europaea (tarantolino), 910 nucleotides long. It is a transcript of the gene EIF2B1, whose product is annotated as eukaryotic translation initiation factor 2B subunit alpha. Gene Ontology annotation, cellular component: eukaryotic translation initiation factor 2B complex. Gene Ontology annotation, biological process: translational initiation. The record is from RefSeq and is a predicted model, not a curated record. Gene Ontology annotation, molecular function: translation initiation factor activity; guanyl-nucleotide exchange factor activity. Bases 1 to 909 code for a protein of 302 amino acids. The transcript is spliced from 9 exons. Lineage: Eukaryota; Metazoa; Chordata; Lepidosauria; Squamata; Sphaerodactylidae.